AAGACGACGAUACAUUUCAAACCAGGCAAGGAUAAUGCCCCUCUGGUAUUCCUUCUUUCUUCGUCUUUCAAGGAUCGAGAAAAGCAUGGAGGGCAUCCCUCGAAUGGGUCUAUGAUUGGAUCGACGAAACCAACCUAACUUAUUCUGCUCAUUAUCAUGUGGAUGGACGAUCUAUAGCUGCAGUUGAUUAGGUAGGCCCAUGAACAGGGCAGAAACUUUGUAUCCAUAUAUCCUCCCUCCCUUCUAGGAACUUUGUCUCCUCCCUUUGCCGUCAUUGAAGCAUCUCCUUGCGUUGAACUCAUUUGCAUUAGGUUUCUUCUUGCAGCAGCUUUCCCCAUGCAUCAAGCGUGUCUUCUGAUACCAGUUCCUUGUUUACGUUCUCUUGCAUGUAUUGGUAACACGCCAUAGAAGUGGUCGGUCUACGUUGUGCGCAUUCCCCGUAAUCUCUGUGAGAAGCUACCGUCGCGAAGUAAUAAUUCCCGCACCGAAUACUGGCAUUUAAAUCCCUCGGCCUCUUCAUGAUCCAUCAGCCACCGCAAGCCACCAAGCGUUCUUCUACGCUGGCAUCGAGACAUGCUUCCGAGGACGGUCCUCAUGUCGUCCUUCUUCUUCCUCCUCGCCUUCGUCACAUGCACGUCGGUGCCGAUGACGCCGACAAGCCCCGACGAGAACACGACGGAGUUCAUCCGCGCCCGGUGCGGCGGCACCCGGUACCCGGACCUCUGCUAUACGUCGCUCUCCGGCUACGCGGCCGCCGUCCAGCACAGCCCCCUGAAGCUCGCCCGCGUGGCCACCAACGUCACCCUCGCCCGCCUCCGUGCCCUAUGCUCCCACGUCUCCGCCCUGCGUCGCGCCAGUGGCGCCGGACACGUGGCAGCGGCGCUGAGGGACUGCGCGGAGGAGCUGGGAGACGCGGCCGACCAUGUGGGCAGGACCGCCACGGAGCUGCGGGAGCUGGAGUCCGUGGAGGAGCCGGAGGUGGCGUGGCGGGUGUCCAGCGCGCAGACGUGGAUGAGCGCCGCCCUGACCUACGAAGGCACCUGCUCCGACGGCUUCCGGAACGUGGGCAGCGGCGGCACGAGUUCUGUCGAGGCCGACGUGUGCCGCCGGGUUGGAAAGGUGAAGAAGUACACCAGCAACGCCCUUGCUCUCGUCAACGGCCUUGUCGACGGCCGAUGAUCUCCCGCCGUCCGUCGAUCACUGUCACCGAAACUAUCGUGUUCCAGUGUUACGUACUCUAUGUAUCUGUCAUACUAUUUCUAAUUCUGUUCGGAGUCUAAUGCGAUGUAUUAUUACGUUGAGCAAUCAACAUAAUUAAAUGCAAC
Messenger RNA from Musa acuminata AAA Group (dessert banana), 1325 nucleotides. Its product is annotated as 21 kDa protein-like. Gene Ontology annotation, molecular function: enzyme inhibitor activity. The record is from RefSeq and is a predicted model, not a curated record. Lineage: Eukaryota; Viridiplantae; Streptophyta; Magnoliopsida; Zingiberales; Musaceae. Gene Ontology annotation, biological process: negative regulation of catalytic activity. The transcript has a single exon. Bases 574 to 1179 code for a protein of 201 amino acids.